AUGGUCGCCGGCUGCAGGAACGACAGAGACAGCGAGGUAAGGCAGCGAGGACGGCCCUGGCUGGGGGGGCGGCGGGGGGUGGGGUGGGGUGGUAAUCACCCCGGAAAAAGUCCCAAACACUACCUGAGGGAAGAGUUAGCUCCAAACUGCGCCGGGACCCGCGACGCUGGGCGAGGCCCUCGGGGCUCAGCGCUGGAGGCUCCGCGGGACCCGACGGGCGCAGCGGGGCUGGGGGCCGCCAGCAGCCCGGAGCCCGGGCGCGGCGCGCUCGGUGCGCCCUGCCCGAAGCACCGGGCCGGUGCUCGCACGAAGACCAUCGGGCACUGCGGGGAACCGGGGCACGGGGAACCGAGCCGCCGGUGGCCUUUUCCCGCCUGCCUCCGGGCCCAUCGGUGUUCGACCAGCGGCAGGGAAAGAAGAGGGGCGGCAGCAGCAGUGCCUGGUGUGGAAACGUCCGCAUCGGGGGCGGAAAGGACACCACGGUUUGAUGGCACAGACAGGACCCCCGUGCCGGGGCCAGCCCUCCGUCGCUGCCUCCAGGGCGGACCGGGGCAGGAUGAACCGGGCUCGGCGCACUGCAGAAGUGCAGACGGCUGUGGUUGCCAGCUCUGGGCGCAAGGUCGUGGCACCGGGCCGGGGAUCGGUGGUGGCUGCCGACAAUCCCGGGAGCCUCAAGGAAUGUCCAUCCGCAGCGAACAUCCUCUCCGUCAGCAGCCGCUUCCCGGGCAAGCCCCGAACUCCCACAAGCAGUCUGCUGCCUCCGGGACGCGCAACGCGCCCGUACCCGGGCUCUCGGCCGCCGCGGCCCGCACCAGUUCCCGCGGCGCCCAGGCCAUGGACGCGGGGCCCCGGUGCCGCUGCCGGCCCGGGGACGGAGGGCGGACGGCGGGAGGGCUGAGCCCGGCCAGGUGCGGUCCGUCGGGGCCCCGCAGCCCCGGGGAUGGGGCGGCCGCAGCACCAUCUGCUGGUGAGGGUCCCGGCGCGGCGGGGGACCGGCACCCACCUGCGGACACCCUCCGCGCCGCGGUCGGGAGGUGCCGGGGCUGCGGGCAGCAGCGCGGCUUCGGCAUCGAGGCGUCAAUCUCGCCGCAGGAGUGGCCGAGCGCCGGGGACCCGCCAGCCGCCUCCGGGGACGCCGGCGGGUCGGGCAGUGUACCUGGGAGGGCACCGGGAGCCAGCGGCUGGCUGGGCAGAGCUCGCUGCUCGGGCCCGCAGCCCACCCUGGCUGCCAGGGCUGGGGGCUGCCCGUGUCACCGCCGAUGCGCUCCGCCGCGGAUCCGCCAGCAUCUCACCAGGUGCGGAGAGAACGCGCGGUGCGGCCCGCCGCGGGGAUGCUCCCGCUCGGGGCGGGUGGGCGAGCUCCUCGGUCCCCUGCGCAGCGUCCCGGUCGGCGGUCCCGGUCGGCGGUCCCGCUCCGCCGGCCCCUCCCGCCGGGGCGCCGCAGGCCGGCUCCCGGUCGCACGUGGCGCGGGCAGCGGCGGCAGCUGGGGCCGGAGCCGGGGCGCCGUGCUGCUGCUCUUCUUCUCGCUGUCGCCGCGGCCGCCGGCCGGGGCCGCCUGGCUGCUGGGGCUGCGGCCCGAGGACACGACGCCGGGCCGGGUGUCUCUGGAGGGCGGCGCGGUGCAGGCGGCGGAGGGCAGCCGCUUCCUCCUGCGCCUCUACUUCCAGCCGCCGCCCGAGGGCAACGGCAGCCGCGGGCCGGCGGGGGAGCGGGAGCCGCGGCUGGUCUUCAUCGAAGAGGCGGCGGCGGGGAGCACGGCGGCGCGGGGCCCGGCGGAGCGGUGCCGGGAGCGCAGCGCCUGGGCCUCGGACGUGGAGGUGGUGGGGCCGCUGCGCUCGGGCGGCGCGGCGGGCUCGGCGCUGGCCGAGGUGCGGGUGCGGGAGCCGCGCAAGGGCGAGGCGGCGGCGGCGCCGGGCGGGCGGCUCUUCUCGCUGUGCGCCUGGGACGGGCGGGCCUGGGCGCACCACGGUGCGGCGGGCGGCUUCUUGCUGCGGGUGCGGCCGGCCGCCCCGCCGCUGGGCACUUGGCUGCUGCCGCUGCCCGAGGCGGGCUGGCUGCGGGCGCUGGGCGCCCUGCUGCUGCUGGGGCUGUCGGCGCUGUUCAGCGGGCUGCGCCUCUCGCUGCUCUCGCUGGACCCGCUGGAGCUCCGCGUCCUGCGCAACAGCGGCUCGGCCGCCGAGCGGGAGCAGGCGCGGCGGGUGCAGGCGGUGCGCGGCGGCGGCGGCACCUACCUGCUGUGCACGCUCCUGCUGGGGCAGGCGGGGGCCAACGCGGCGCUGGCCGGCUGGCUCUGCGCCUCGCUGCCCGGCGGCGGGCCGGCGGCGGCGGCCGGCGGGCCGCGGGGAGCGCCCUGGCUGCCGGUGCUGCUGUGUACCGCCGCCGUCUUCCUGGGCGGCGAGGUGCUGCCCUACUCGGUGUGCUCGCGGCACGGGCUGGCCAUCGCCUCCCGCACGCUCUGCCUCACCCGGCUGCUGAUGCUGGCCGCCUUCCCCCUGUGCUACCCCCUCAGCCGGUUGCUGGACUGGGCGCUGCGGCAGGAGCUCAGCGUCUUCUCUACGCGGGAGCGGCUGCUGGAGACGCUGCGCGCCGCUGGCCCCCACGGCGACCUGGUGCGGGAGGAGUUGGCCAUGGUGCAGGGCGCGCUGGAGCUACGCACCAAGGUGGUGGAGGAUGUGCUGACACCGCUGGCCGACUGCUUCAUGCUCCGGGCCGAUGCUGUGCUGGACUUCGCCACCGUCUCUGAGAUCCUCCGAUCUGGCUACACCCGCAUUCCAGUCUAUGAGGGUGACCGGCGCGACAACAUUGUCGACCUGCUCUUUGUCAAAGACCUGGCCUUUGUCGACCCUGAUGACUGCACUCCCCUGCAGACUGUCACCCGCUUCUACCGCCGGCCGCUCCACUGCGUCUUCAAUGACACGCGCCUCGACACGCUGCUGGAGGAGUUCAAGAAGGGAAAGUCCCACCUGGCCAUCGUGCAGCGGGUGAACAAUGAAGGGGAAGGAGACCCGUUCUACGAGGUGAUGGGCAUCGUCACCCUGGAAGAUGUCAUUGAGGAGAUCAUCAAGUCCGAGAUCCUGGAUGAGACGGAUCUGUACACUGACAAUCGGAAGAAGGAGCGGGUUCCCCACCGGGGACGCAAGCCCCAGGAUUUCUCCAUCUUCAGGCUCUCAGAGAGCGAGAUGAAGGUGAAGAUCUCCCCGCAGCUCCUCUUGGCUACCCAUCGGUUCAUGGCAACAGAAGUGGAGCCUUUCAAGUCCCCCUACCUCUCUGAGAAGAUCCUGCUGCGGCUCUUGAAGCACCCCAAUGUCAUCCAGGAGCUCAAGUACGACCGAAAGAACAAGAAGGCAGCGGAGCAUUACCUCUACCAGCGCAACCGCCCUGUCGACUACUUUGUCCUCAUCCUGCAGGGGAAAGUGCAGGUGGAGGUCGGCAAGGAAGGACUGCGGUUUGAGAAUGGGGCGUUCACCUACUAUGGUGUCCCUGCCAUCAUGGCUGUUGUCUCAUCAGAAAACGAUGUGCGAAAAAUGGGAAGCCUGGCAGGAUCCUCCUUCCUACUGCCUGUCUCAGUGUCCCGUACUUUCGCCUUCAGCAGAGGGGACUCCCUGGCUGGCUCUCCAGUGAACAGGUCACCGUCGCGCUGCAGUGGCCUCAACCGCUCCGAGUCCCCCAACCGGGAGGACUAUGGAGGCAGCAGCACGCAGCUCCACAGCAGCAGCAACAACAUCUACACGCCCGACUACUCCGUGCACAUCCUCUGCGACGUGCAGUUCGUCAAGGUGACCCGGCAGCAGUACCACAACGCGCUGGUGGCCAGCCGCAUGGACAGCUCGCCUCAGUCCCCUGACAUGGAGGCCUUCGACAGGGAUUCCACCAAGGCCUCGACUGCGCGGGGAACCCCACAGACACCCAAGGAGGACCCUGCCACCCUCCUGAAUGAGAGGAACAGCAUCAUGUGCAGCCGCUCUGAGGGGCUGCGCAGUCCCAGCGAGUCAGUGUUCCUGCGCAUGGAGGGCAUCCCCUUCAUCCAGGAGGAGCUGGCUGACAACGAGGAGAACAGCAAGCGGCAGAACAGUGAGUGCUGCGGGACCGUCCUGGAAGCAGAGUCCCCAGGUCGAGAGGCCGGGACCAGCUCAUCGCCGAGCAGCUCUGAGGAGGCACUGGGCAAGAGGCUGCUGAGAUCCCUCAGUGGGCGCAAGCAGCGGACAUCAUCAGAAGGUGAGAAGUCGCCAGAGGAAAGCUCCAAUCUCGCCCCAUUAAUCACCUGAGCAGCAGUGUGGCCAGAGCACAGUGCUGGAGGCCCGUGCAGACUGGAGGUCUGCAGCAUGGGGGUCUCCUGCCGUGAGGCUCGUGUCCAACAGCAGGAGGUCUGCACUCGCUCGCUGCCUGUCCGCCCGCUCGUGCCGCCCCUCCCUGCAGGAUCUGUGCAGAGCCCCAUCCCCAGGAGAGAAAGGAUGUACCCCCGGCAGGGCUGAACCACGCAGGCAGCCUGGACCAGCUAGCUGGAGUCCGAGGGCCCUUGCCCUUGCGAGCCGCUCCCUGGUAGCAUCUGGUCUCAAGGAAGAGGUGGAAAAAGGAAAGGUGAAAAAGUGUCUGUCACGGCAUCCCUGCAAGCAGUGCAGGGAGGGGCAGCCCAGCCCAGAACUGCCCUUUACCAUCAUUUACCAUCCCCAUCCCAGCGGGGCCUGGAGCCCCGUGGUGCCGGUGCUGCAAGACGUGGUCUCCAGCCCGAGGAGAACGUGCUCUUUGGUGGUGCCACGCGCAGCUCAGAGCCCAGCACACGUUUGUGCCGUGCCUGGUGACACGCCCGCUUGCAGCCUCGCUCACGCUGACCAUGGACACGGCCCAGCGCUCCCGAAGCCCUGCCAGGCACAGGACAAGGAGCCCCGCUCACCCCCGAGUGCAGCCCCCUCGCUGGGGAGGGGGCUCUCCAUGCUGCAUCGGACCAUCCUCCUCUCCACACGCCUGCCGCUGUGAGGGAGGCUCGCACCAAGACUUCGGGGUGGGACAGACCAGUCAGUAGUUUUUGUAGAGGCUCAACGCAACGGGGAUAUCAACAUUAAAAGUGAUUUUUCCCUGAGCGAUGCCCUCUCUGUGUCCAUGGGAGAGGGAAAUACUCUAACCAUGCCCGGCAGCAGGCCAGGCUGCCCUCAUACCCAGCGCCAGAGCUGCCUGCAGUAACUGGACUCAGCCUCACUGCAGGGAGCAAGAGAACGGUCAGCAAGUGAUGCCCAAAU
Messenger RNA from Pyrgilauda ruficollis (rufous-necked snowfinch), 5235 nucleotides. It is a transcript of the gene CNNM1, whose product is annotated as cyclin and CBS domain divalent metal cation transport mediator 1. Lineage: Eukaryota; Metazoa; Chordata; Aves; Passeriformes; Passeridae. Gene Ontology annotation, molecular function: transmembrane transporter activity. The transcript has 14 exons. The coding region runs from base 1 to 4266 and encodes 1421 amino acids. Gene Ontology annotation, biological process: magnesium ion homeostasis; transport. The record is from RefSeq and is a predicted model, not a curated record. Gene Ontology annotation, cellular component: plasma membrane.